CGGGAGGUCUGCGGUAAGGGCUCUAGCCCGGCCGCCACGGCGUUAAAUACAACAACAACAACAACAACUUGGCUAUGGAGACAGACCCGCCUCAGCAAGUCAUCUCGUGCGAUAAGGCCAACGUCCUUGCUGUUAGCCGGCUUUGGCGUCGAGCCGUGACGGACUUUUUCGCGAGGGAGUAUCCGCAAAUCAAGCUUUCUCACCAGCUUGCUGAUAGCGCGGCCAUGCUUAUGGUCAAAGAUCCUCGCUCGUUCAACGGAGUGGUGCUCAUGGAUAACACAUUCGGCGACAUCUUGUCGGAUGUGAGCAGCGUGGUCCCGGGAUCGCUGGGUCUGCUCCCAUCAGCGUCGAUCUCAAGCACCACCCCUGGCUCGGGAGGAAUCGGUCUCUACGAGCCUAUCCACGGAAGCGCACCCGAUAUCGCGGGGAAAGGUAUCGCCAACCCAGUCGCAACUAUACUUGCAGCGGCAAUGAUGCUCAAGUACUCAUUCGGGAUGGUUGAUGAGGCAAAGGCCAUUGAUAAAGCAGUCGAGAAGGUCUUGGACUCCAAGGACAUUGACGGCCACGAGAUACGGACCCCUGACCUGGGCGGGAUUGCGACAACAGUUGAGGUUGGCAAUGCCAUUUGUAGACAACUCGAGAGCUUGGUGAAGUAGAUUUUCACAUGUAUCUAUAAUGCAAAGAAUCAAUUCAAAAUACGUCAACCCCUGAUGAGUGGUGAUAGAGAGUUAGGCACGCCCCAAGUUGAUGUUGACGCGGCAGUCAAUCAUCCAUGGAAACUAGCGAUGCAAGCGGCGUAAUGAUUUGGGAACUGAUAUGGAUUAUCUCUGAACAUCAAGCGAAUGAGCUCAUAAAGAUACCGGUAGCUGAGGUAGACUUACUACCAAUCCUCGAACGUCAUUGCCUGAAUACACGCACUCCCUUUGU
This is a messenger RNA of Colletotrichum acutatum, 927 nucleotides long. RefSeq names its product Isopropylmalate dehydrogenase-like domain-containing protein. Gene Ontology annotation, molecular function: magnesium ion binding; 3-isopropylmalate dehydrogenase activity; NAD binding. The coding region runs from base 75 to 656 and encodes 193 amino acids. The transcript is spliced from 4 exons. The record is from RefSeq and is a predicted model, not a curated record. NCBI's taxonomy places the organism in Eukaryota, Fungi, Ascomycota, Sordariomycetes, Glomerellales, Glomerellaceae. Gene Ontology annotation, cellular component: cytosol. Gene Ontology annotation, biological process: L-leucine biosynthetic process.